AUGGCGGCUGAAAACCACACAACAGUGACAGAAUUCAUUAUUUUGGGCUUAACAGACAAUCCUACACUAUGCGCCAUCUUCUUUGUGAUAUUUUUAGCAGUCUAUCUAGUUACUAUAAUGGGCAAUAUCACCAUAAUCAUAUUAAUCCGAAGUAGUCCUCAGCUUCACACCCCAAUGUACCUGUUUCUAAGUCACUUGGCCUUUGUGGAUAUUGGAUACUCCACAUCAGUCACAUCAAUCAUGAUCAUGAGUUUCUUACAAGAAAGAACUACUAUUCCUGUCAUUGGCUGUAUAGUCCAGCUAGCCUCGGAUGUCACCUUUGGUACUACAGAAUGCUUCUUGCUGGCUGCCAUGGCAUAUGAUCGCUAUGUAGCCAUCUGUUCUCCUCUGCUGUAUUCCACACAAAUGUCUCCAGUGAUCUGCUUCUUCCUUUUGGGAGCUUCCUAUCUGGGUGGAUGUUUGAACGCUUCUUCGUUUACUGGCUGUUUGGUAAACUUGUCCUUCUGUGGACCUAAUAAGAUCAACCAUUUCUUUUGUGACCUCUUCCCACUCUUGAAGCUCUCUUGUGGCCAUGUUUUCAUUGCUGAGAUAUCUCCUGCUAUCACUUCUGGGUCAGUUCUUAUAAGUACAUUGUUUACGAUAAUUGUGUCUUACAUCUACAUUCUCCACUCAAUCCUCAAUAUGCGCUCUACUGAGGGGAGAAACAAAGCCUUCUCCACCUGCACGUCCCACCUCACCGCAGUCACUUUGUUUUAUGGGACAGUCAUGUUUGUUUAUGUGAUGCCAAAGUCAAGCUAUUCAGCUAAUCAGGUCAAAGUGGCAUCUGUGAUCUAUACAGUAGUGAUACCCAUGUUGAACCCUCUGAUCUAUAGUCUGAGGAACAAGGAAGUGAAAGAGGCCAUGAGAAAAUUGAUGGCUAGAAAACAUUCAUUUUUUCUGACUUAA
Messenger RNA from Elephantulus edwardii (Cape elephant shrew), 945 nucleotides. Its product is annotated as olfactory receptor 481-like. The transcript has a single exon. Bases 1 to 945 code for a protein of 314 amino acids. Gene Ontology annotation, biological process: G protein-coupled receptor signaling pathway; sensory perception of smell. Gene Ontology annotation, molecular function: odorant binding; G protein-coupled receptor activity; olfactory receptor activity. Lineage: Eukaryota; Metazoa; Chordata; Mammalia; Macroscelidea; Macroscelididae. Gene Ontology annotation, cellular component: membrane. The record is from RefSeq and is a predicted model, not a curated record.